AAUGGGACAAAACCAGGGCAAGGAGGGGGAGCUAGCGCAGGACAACAGCUCUGCAGGACCAGAGGAAAAGGGACCAAGCCCAGACCCUGGGGGGGUCGAAAAGGAAGGAAAUCUAACCAUUGAAACUCAUGGUGUUGGGACAGAUGAGGAGAACACAGCCGGUGGAGGAUUGGACGAAGGCCCAGGCAGGGAGUCACCAUCACCUACACCAGUGCACGGUUUGGAUUCUCAUGAUAAGGUGUGCUCUCCCACGGAUGGGGGGGUUACAGAGGGAGGGGAUGGCGAGAAAGAGGGAGGAAGAAAGAAUAGUGAGGAAGGCAGGGCUGAACCGCUGGCUCCACAGCAGCUGAAUGGAAUCGCACAGUCUGACAGAGAACCAGACCACGAGAGAAAAGACUUGGAGUGUACAUUAGAAGACCAGCUUAAGUGUGACCUUCCUGGUGAAGUUGAAAGCAGUUGCAAAGAAGAAAACAGGAGUAAGAAGUACUCUUCACGUGUAAAGAACGAAAUGGAGUCUGUCUGUGGAGAUGACGACCAGCUAAAGAGCCAGGAAGAGGACAGAAAAGCUUCUUGUGAUAUUACAGGCCCCACCUUGGAGAUUUUGGAAGGGAAGGAUGGUUCAAAAUCACGUGGUGGGGACGCCAACACAAACGUUCGCUUCACGGUUCAAGACCAAGCUUUAGUCAUUACUGAAAACGUCAAGUUGGAGACUGAAUCGCAAAACAAGAGGCCGAUUAACAAGCCCACAACAUCAAACCUCGUGAUGAACUCGCAAGCGGAAACAUCAAAGGACAUCACCGAGGCAAUUCAGCACAGCAACGAAGAAAUACAAAAGAAGCUGCCAGAGAAUCCAGAUGAGGUUGUAACUGGAACUCCAAACCCCCAGAAGAACGUUGAAACCCACGGGCACUCUGUGGAGGAUGUCUACGGAGCCAGAGAAGCAGAAACCUCCAGCGCUGGAUGCUCGUCUCUGAUGAAUGCAGAAACCCAGGAUGUCAGCAGAGCCAGAGAAAACGUUACGGGGCGUCAGCCAACAAAUGAUGUCAUAAAGACCAGAUUUACUAGUUCAACUCUGGCAGGUGCGGAUUUACAAAGCAAAGCUGUGAGUCUGAGCCCAGAGGACCUCCGCGCCUUAGAAGUGGCAUCCAAGUCACCUCGGGGUCACUCAGAGAGCCAUCGACAAAUAUCUGCGGGCGAAUUCACACAGGACCGGCUUCAGAAAGAAAGGCAAUUAAAUGUGUCAGACUUGGAGAGCCCUUGGACAGAGGAACCUUCACUUGGGAGAUCACCCGCUGGAGGUCAUAAAAAUAAAGAUGGCAUGAGAGAGACCGAAGAAAGGGAAAAUCUGGAAUCUGCUUCAAAGGGUCCCUAUUAUUCCCAUGCAAAGAAAACCGAGAUAAAAGACCUUUCCCUGCAUGGAAGAGAAACGGAAGAGGGUUGUUUUGUGACAUCUAAUAUUGCCAGUGUAGGUAUGCUGGGUGAAAACAAACCACGGCUACAAAGCUAUGAAGUUGAGAACUGCGUUACAUUCUCUGAAGACAUUACAGAUUCCAACCCCUCUUGUAAAUCUGAUGUUGAAGUUAUGCAACAAAAUGAAAAAGAGGAUUCCCCUCUUUCAGUAAAGGCCAAAGUACACACAGAGAAAAGUCUGCAACGCUUUCUGGCUGAAGCAGUGAUGAAUCCCCUUUCAGAGACAGUGAAGAAUACUACACAUGAGAUGGAUCCAGAAUGUUCCUCUUCUGUAAAUGCAGUGAUUGAUGUAGGAGAACCAACAAAACAAAAGAGGUUAGUGGGAAAUGCUAACGCUAACUCAAGCAACAUGACGUCAUCAGAGAGAGACAAGGUUGGUAUCAGCUUGCGUAAGGAAACAUCUGCAACUGGUUCCUUCUCUGAGAUCAUUGCUGGUCCUGAGACAACUUCAGGUCAUACAGAUGAUAGGCAAAGUGUGGACAAGAAAACAGAAGUCAAUCCGUCUGGUUCUUCUCAGCUUCAAGAAAAAUGCAUUUUAACAGAUGCGUCAACCCAUUCCACUGUGAGCCUGACAGACGAUCAGGUCCAGGAUGGUUGUGCAGACAACACGGCAUACACAUCUGCUGCACAAGAUGUGCAACAUUCCUCCUCCGUGUGCAAUCUUAUAAGUAUGCAAGCUAACGAGGGACAAGAUAAAGAGCAGAACAAGCUGUCAACAAAAGCAGAUUUUCAUGUGUUCGAGGAGAAACAUUCAAGCCAGCUUGACCAAAAGCAUGCAUUAGAAAGCAGCCCAACCACCAUCACGGAAGCACCACAGGGUGCACAGAAAAAACAUGUUUCUGAUAUGAUAAAGGAAGCCAUUGAGUUGCAGAAGAAGAUGAAGGAGUGGAGCAAGCCAGCUGAGGCCCGGGUCGAUCUGACCUUAGAUGCAACACAGUCUGUUAAAGUGUCACAGAUGAAAGCAGCAUUUGAUGCGCCAAAGAAAUCACCUGACAAAGCACUAGAGAGAAAACCUUCAGUAAGAAAAGAUAUGUUCAAACGGGUUGUGCGACAGAGUAAAUUCCGGCAUGUGUUCGGCCAGGCGGUGAAGAAUGACCAGUGCUAUGAUGACAUCAGGGUGUCCCGGGUCACGUGGGAUAGCGCUUUCUGCGCAGUCAACCCCAAAUUUGUUGCCAUAAUUGUGGAAGCCAGCGGAGGAGGAGCGUUCAUGGUUUUGCCUCUUCAUAAGUCGGGUCGUAUAGAUAAGGCCUACCCUACAGUAUGUGGCCACACUGGCCCUGUUCUGGACAUUGACUGGUGCCCUCACAACGACCAGGUCAUUGCUAGUGGAUCUGAGGACUGCACCGUGAUGGUGUGGCAGAUCCCAGAGAAUGGUUUGGUGACCUCCAUGUCAGAGCCAGUGGUGGUGCUGGAGGGUCAUUCUAAAAGAGUGGGAAUUGUUACCUGGCAUCCCACCGCCCUCAACGUCCUGCUCAGCGCAGGCUGUGAUAAUGUGAUCAUCAUCUGGAAUGUGGGGACUGGAGAGUCCAUGAUCACCCUGGAGGACAUGCACCCUGAUAUCAUCUUCAGCGUCUGCUGGAACCGCAACGGCAGCCUCAUCUGCACCGCCUGCAAGGACAAGAAGGUCCGGGUCAUCGACCCGCGCAAGGAGGAGAUCAUUGCGGAGAAGGACAAGGCCCAUGAGGGUGCCAGGCCCAUGAGAGCAAUUUUCCUGUCUGACGGCAAAGUGUUCACCACUGGUUUUAGCCGCAUGAGUGAGAGACAGCUCGCCCUCUGGGAUCCGGACAAUAUGGAGGAGCCCGUUUCUGUCCAUGAGAUGGACACCAGUAACGGAGUCCUGCUGCCCUUUUAUGAUCCUGAUACUAACGUGGUCUACCUGUGUGGAAAGGGUGACAGCAGUAUCCGCUACUUUGAGAUCACGGACGAAGCUCCUUUUGUCCAUUACCUCAACACCUUUACCACUAAGGAGCCUCAGAGAGGCAUGGGAUACAUGCCCAAGAGAGGGCUGGAUGUGAACAAGUGUGAGAUCGCAAGGUUUUACAAACUGCAUGAGAGAAAGUGUGAACCUAUCAUCAUGACCGUGCCAAGAAAAUCGGACCUGUUCCAGGAUGACCUUUACCCGGACACGGCAGGUCCGGAUGCCCCCCUGGAGGCCGAGGACUGGUUUGAUGGGAAGAACGGAGAUCCAAUCCUGAUAUCCCUGAAACAUGGAUACAUCCCAGGCAAGAACCGGGAUCUCAAAGUGGUCAAGAAGAACAUCCUAGACAACAAGAUGAGCAAGAACACAGAGAAUACUGCCCCUGCCGUCAAGACUGCCACCUCCACACCAUCUAUCAAAAGUGAAGCUAAGCUGGAAGAGGUUUUGAAAGAAAUGAAAUCUCUCAGAGAGCUGGUCAGCAGUCAGGAAAAAAGAAUUGCCAAACUUGAGGAGCAGCUGUCUAAAAUGGACAUCUAAUGGACCCUGAAAUCCCUUCCCCUUCUUCUAUUCAGGAUAUCCCAUUGGCCAGGUGGGCGGGACCCGUCACUGCCAAUCACCAUGACAGCGUUCCGUCUGAAGCCUGCCUUGAAAAGACUCCAACCAACAUUCCAAGAUUAUCUUCUUUCUUUUUUUUUUUUUUUUUUUUUUGCCAUCCCCAAAACCUGUUUAUACCUCAUAGCCAUUUGGAAAACUAGAAACGCCUUCAGUUUCUCUCAAAAUUUAACCCCGUUUAGCUUUUUACUCAGUCUCACUCCAAAUCUUUCUGCAACGGCUGUGUUUUAUCUGGUGUUCUCGAAAGGUCUUAAGUUUUUUCUUUUUCUUUUUUUUUUUGCUUUGUUUUUCUUAUUAAAAUUGUGACCAAACAGAUUGCUUCAUGAAGUUAAAUGAACUUGAUGAGCUCAAAGUUCAUCAGUAUUGCAGUUUCCCUCUCGCCCCUUCUGAGUUGCCAAAUUAAAUGAGGAGUUAUGCACCUCCCCGACAGUAUUUGACUAGCUUUUCAUUUUGUACUUUGUAUAAGGGACAAAGCUAUACGCUAGUAAUGCAAGGAGGGGAAAUCAUUGGAACCAUUCCUCAAUGUUAUAGGUGUGUUUCUAGCGAAUAAAAAAAAAAAAAAAAAAAAAAUUUUAAUCAAACAUGUAGAGUUGACGGUUUACAAACCAGUACUGGAAAACAAUACAGGUGCACUAAAAUAUUCCACUAAGGACUUUUUUGUUUUAAUCGGGUAUUAAAAUA
Messenger RNA from Puntigrus tetrazona (Sumatra barb), 4681 nucleotides. It is a transcript of the gene coro1ca, whose product is annotated as coronin, actin binding protein, 1Ca. The record is from RefSeq and is a predicted model, not a curated record. Bases 2 to 3925 code for a protein of 1307 amino acids. Lineage: Eukaryota; Metazoa; Chordata; Actinopteri; Cypriniformes; Cyprinidae. Gene Ontology annotation, molecular function: actin filament binding. Gene Ontology annotation, biological process: neural crest cell migration; actin filament organization. The transcript is spliced from 11 exons.